AGCGUGUUUUUUAUUCUCCUGUAACCACACUACGUAGAACAGAACUUUUCGCUAAUCAAAUGGGUUUGAUAAAAAUUCAACAUAAUGUAAUUAAAAGCUUCGGUUCUUACACGUAACUAAUGAGUUAACGAUAGCUAAUUUUAUUAAUUCGGGACAUGUAGCGAUAAGUGAAUAAGAUGCAGUUUGCCAAGUGGUGUUUGGUUGGUUUAAUUUUCAUUUUGUUCGAAAGUUUAUUAUGUUUACAUGCUUCUGAUGAAAGUGAAAAUGAAACGACGAGUUUGAUUGCCCAAGUUUUUCUAAACACGCCUAUCGUAUUGAAUAACAUCAGUUCGUAUUCGACUACAGUUCCUCCUGAUGCGACGCCACUUUAUGAUGGAAAAUGUUACGAUAGCACCUGCCCAGAUCCAAUCUCAAGCAGUACUUCACCUCGAGAUCAACGACCUUGUAAAUGUGAUCAAAACUGCCCAGAAUUUCGAGACUGUUGCGCCGAUUCGAAAUAUUACCAUCGAGAUGAGCAACAAAAACCGAUGAUUUACGAAUGCCAUCAAGUCGACGAUUCUGGUUAUUUCCUAAAACGAACUUGCGAGGCGUCUUGGGACGAUGCAGAAAUCAGCGGUAAAUGCUCCGCGUCUGCGACACAUGCCUUAGAUAUAGAAGAAAUUGAAUUAAGAUCACCAGUUACUAGUUCGGUGACCAAUAUAACAUAUGGAAACAUAUAUUGCGCGUAUUGUAAUUACGAAUUCGAGGAUAUUAUUUUAUGGAACGUGUCGGUUGAAAAUUGUGGAACCAUAUCGACUAUACCAUUGAACUCUACCGAUGCGAAUUUCCCAAAUACUACAGCUACGAUGCCAGACCUUCCAUUGGAUAAUACUGACAUAAAUGUAACCAAAAAAUCGGCCGAAUAUCCAAAUUUGACGUUUGAUGGUAAAAAUUGGUAUUACGAAGAUAAAUCCACUCGUUAUAGUAAUUGCACCCUUGUUUUACAGCCACCAAAAAAGAAUGUGCAUUUUCAACAUUGUUCGACGUCUUAUGUUAUUCGCGAUUGUCCGGCUAACUGGACCGAUCAGAAUGUAGCCGAUGAAUGCAGAAGGGCCCAUUCCCUGGUGUUCAAUUGGCACGGAACAGCUUAUAGGAAUAAAUACUGUGCUUAUUGUAACGGUUUAACUGAUUUUGACUUGACUUGCGUUAGUCACAAGAUCUUCGCUACACCUCUUGGAAUCGCGAGAACAUCUUUCAAUUUCAACAAACCGAAGCAACAAUUCACCGUCUUGUUCGACUUCAAAUUGAAAAUCGAUUCGAAAAUUUGUAACCAGACGAAGAAAUCGUACCAUAAACUGCAAAGUAAGCUCUGCCCCGGUGACAGCGAACCUCAUCAUCACAAACAAUCGAAACACGACAGCUGGUAUCAUUCGGCUCUUUCCGCCUAUACGCUUAUAGCAGUUUUAAUUUCGUUGAUAUUUUUACUGCUCCAUUUGACGAUAUUUUUCUUCGUCCAAGAACUUCAAACGAUCGGAGGCAAAAAUCUGGCAUCUUUUUGCAUCGCUUUGAUCUUAGCUUACGCUAGUUUCUUACUGGGUAAUUUCGCCGAACACGAUUUAUGCUACGUGACCGCCGUCUCGAUGUAUUACUCUUUUUUGAGCGCGUUUUUUUGGAUGUUGAUCAUCUCGUACGAUAUGUGGCAUACUUUUUGGAACGCUACGAAAAAAUUCCGAAGUCCUAAAAACGUCGAGAAAACUUUCAUAAUGUAUUCGAUAUUAGUAUGGACGAUGCCUUUAACUUUGGUAGGUACGACUUUGUAUUUCGACUUGGUCGAUUCUAAAUCUUUACUAGCUCCGCAUUUCGCAUACAGCGGAUGCUGGUUCGAUAACGGAAUAUCGCUUAUGGUGUUUUUCGUCGGGCCUGUAUGCCUGAUAUUAAUCAUAAACGGUGUGCUUUUUUUGCAUACUUCGUAUAUGCUGCACAGCAAUCGAUGCGAAUCGGUGAAUCAAAAGUCGCGAGUUAACUUCAAACUCUUUACACGUAUAGGUCUGUUAACCGGUUUCACGUGGAUAACUGGUUUCAUUGCUGGGUACACGCAGAUUUUAAUUAUAUGGUUUUUAUUCGUCGUACUGAACACGGCGCAGGGCAUAUUCAUAUUUACCGCUUUUUCGUGUAAGAAACGUGUAAUUCGAAGCUUCUUGAAACGAAUUAAUAAAUUUGAAAAAUGGCAAAGACAUUUGGACGAAAGUAAUGUAAAAUCUAGCUGUACCACGUCUACGCCGUUGAACGAUACCGUUGCUGUGAAUUCGUAAAGAAAUUAGAGAUAGAUAGGUAACGAAUAAAUUUAUAAUCGGAUUUUGUUGUAUGUUUGUAUGUAUUUGUACAUCUACGAUUCGUAUUAACUAUGUAGGUACUUGUACUCGUACCUGUACCGAAAUUAUCUUCUCGGUCUAAUGAUUGUAUCCCAAUUACUCGUGGAAUUAAUUAUUCGGAAAUAAGUACGAAUAUUUAAUUCGAUAUUUUUCAAAAUCGAAUGUAAUGUUAUAAAAUACGAGUAGGUAGAUGUUUAUCUACGUGUCUGUGAUAACUGAGUGAUAAUUUACCAACUUUGUAGAUACCUAUAGACCUACGAUAGUAAUUUUAUACUUAUUGGGUAACUAAAAAUAUGUUCAGGAAAUACUAAUUGUUCUCGACUUGCAAUAGUUACUUAAUUAACCUCCAAAACUAAAGACUUUGGCUAGAAUUGAAUUUUUGUAUCAAAUUAGAUAGAUCAAUCGACAUGUGAAAGUAUGUAUAGAAAAAAUACCAUCAGACACUGAUUAGCCGACUAUAAUUCGAACUGAAUUUCAAUGUUCGAGUAAAUUAGGUGCAAGGGUGUAGAAUUCACUCAUGAUUGCAAAAAAGAUUAUCCUGUAGUUGUUUUAACAUCUUUUGAAAAAGACUUUCAGGAUAAGAUAAUGAAAUCGUCAUUUCUCCAAUUUUGACAAAACUCACACAAAAAAAUUUCGAGUCGACCUCCCCCCCCCCCCAACUAAAACACGAGAAACGUCCUCAUACGUGUUCAAAAUUAAAAAUUCUCAUUCACCGGAAGAAGUGAUCCAAAAAUGUUGAAACUUACAUAGAAAAUAGCCACAAUAAUUUUUAUAUUUGGAGGUGUUUUUUUGGUGUUGGGGGAGGGGGGGGUGUUGGUGUUGAAAACUACUCGAGAAGUGUGCCCAUGGGCGUGUGAAGUAUUUUCAAAAAAAUGGUCAUAUUUGGGGAGUAUUUUGAGAGGGUUGAAAAUUUCAAAAAUUCGUAAAAAACAGGGAGGGUUACUUCUGCGAAAUUCUUUCAGAAUUUUUUCUUGAGCUCAGAAAUCGGUACAACACAAAAGCUCAAAAAAAAUCAAAACCUUCAAAAGAACGUGAUUUUCAUCAUUUUUUGCCUUAAAUGUUUGGAUUUGGGGGGGAGUGGUGUUGAAAACUCGAGAAGUGUGCCCAUGGGCGUGUGAAGUAUUUUCAAAAAAAUGGUCAUAUUUGGGAGUGUUUUGAGAGGGUUGAAAAUUUCAAAAAUUCGUAAAAAAAAAUAGGGAGGGUCACUUCUGCGAAAUUCUUUCAGAAUUUUUUCUUGAGCUCAGAAAUCAGCUAGUGCAACACAAGUUCAAAAAAACAAUCAAAACCUUCAAAAAAACGUGAUUUUCUUCAUUUUUUGCUUUAAAUGUUUGGACUUUCAUGGUCAGAAUUUUUGGAAAAAAUAAAAUUUCAAGCAAAGUAGGUAUUAUGUAUAUUAUGUAUAGGCAAAGGCAAGUAAAAGACACGAAUAUGAAAAUUUUCCAUCGGAAAAUCAAACCAGCUUAUAACAUCGGCUAUGAUAUGUAUUUUUUUUCUUUCAAAUGCAAAAUACGCGUCCCCAAUUAUUUAUCCAAAUGAAAUGCUACCCGAUUUCUUCGAUCCCUAGGCGUAAAUAUUGCAAUAAAAAUAAUAUGCAGGUGAGCGAUUUUCUAUUUUUAAAUAGGCAUGUACUUUAUUCUGAUGAUUAUUGAUCACAUUUAUUACAUGUAAUACACAUUUUCUUUUGUGAGUA
Molecule: messenger RNA, 4041 nt
Organism: Planococcus citri (citrus mealybug)
Lineage: Eukaryota; Metazoa; Arthropoda; Insecta; Hemiptera; Pseudococcidae
Exons: 2
Coding region: 177-2291 (704 amino acids)
Biological process (GO): G protein-coupled receptor signaling pathway; cell surface receptor signaling pathway
Cellular component (GO): membrane
Molecular function (GO): G protein-coupled receptor activity
Source: RefSeq, a predicted model, not a curated record